AUGGAUGCUGGCUUCGUGGACCGGGCAGGAUCAUUGCAGACAGCAGCGGCGCCGAUCGAGAACGUGAAGCCGCUACUGACGGCCGCGGGCGAGGCCGGACAUGCGUCGGUUCUUGCCCAACUCCUCGAGCACAAGGCGGACCCCAACGCCGUCAUCACCGGGAGCUACGCCGGCAGCUAUGGCUCCCGCGGCACAUGGGAGACCCCGCUCUGUGCAGCGGCAAUGGGCGGGCACCUCGAUGCAGUCAAGGUGCUGGUGGAGAACGGAGCGGAGGUGAACCGACCGGGUAAGAGCGGUGACACACCGUAUGCCCUCGCGAGACGACACAAGGAGGUUCGCGAGUGGCUGGUGAUCAACGGCGCCGUGGCCGAGGGGAGGAAGAACAAGCUCGACGUGGGCAAGUUUGCCAGCCUCGGUCUCCAGUUGGGCGCGGGUCCGAGCCAGCAUGUGGCCGAGUCGAGGGACAUAGGCAACCUCACGAGCGAGGUGAGAGGGGAGCAACCAACGACGUUCCUGCCGCGUCGGCACGGGCAGGAACGAGGAAGCUGCUGA
Molecule: messenger RNA, 552 nt
Organism: Emiliania huxleyi CCMP1516
Lineage: Eukaryota; Haptophyta; Isochrysidales; Noelaerhabdaceae
Exons: 1
Coding region: 1-552 (183 amino acids)
Cellular component (GO): nucleus; cytoplasm
Molecular function (GO): protein binding
Source: RefSeq, a predicted model, not a curated record